CAAAGUUGGAGUAACUUUUUUCUGCCUACAGAAAUGAAGUGUUGACCUUGCUGGUGGCGCGUGGAGGAAGGAUGCCAACUACAUUUUGAAUUCAAAUUCUCUCCGCUCAUCAGGCUUUUCAACAAAAGCCGCCAUGUUGCGAGUAGUGGUUGAGUCGGCCAAAGGUUUGCCUAAGAAGAAGAUUGGAAGUCCUGACCCGAUCGUAUCUGUCAUAUUUAAAGAGGAGAAAAAGAAAACUAAAUCAAUUGACAAUGAGGUGAAUCCAGUGUGGAAUGAGGUGCUGGAAUUUGAUCUCAAUGGCGUCGCACUGGACCACAGCUCAUACAUUGAUGUUGUCGUGAAAGAUUAUGAAACCAUCGGGAAAAAUAAGUUUCUUGGUUCAGCUAAAGUUGCGCUAAAAGAUCUUGCCUCAGGGCAACAGAAAUCAUUGCCAUCCAGAAAUGUGCCUCUGGGUGAUGAAAACGGACAGAGCAUUGGGGCUACUAUUAGUCUUGUAAUUAGCUACGACCCUCCACCGAACACUAUGCUUAACCCCAAUGACGCAGACACCACGGUGGAUUCUGCAGGUGUGGAUGGAGAUAUGACUGUCAUUGAUGGGCCCCAAGAUGGUUCUGCAGGGGGCUCUUCUGGUCAGUCUGCCAACCUUCGAAGGCGUUUGGCUAGAGCCCAGAGUCGGCAUCGGCUGGCCAAUAAACCCCAGGACUUCCAGAUACGUGUGCGCAUCAUUGAGGCCCGUCAGUUGUCGGGCAACAAUGUCAAACCUGUGGUGAAGGUCGGUGUCUGUGGACAGACUCACAGAACCAGGAUCAAGAGGGGAAAUAACCCCUUCUUUGAUGAGAUGCUAUUCUACAACGUCCACAUGUUGCCAUCAGAACUUUUUGAACAGAAUCUCAGUUUUCGGGUGUUUAACUCCUACUCACUGAGGGCGGACAGUUUGAUGGGGGAGUUUGAGCUGGAUGUUGGCUAUGUUUACGAUGAACCAGGACACUGUGUCAUGCGAAAAUGGCUCCUGUUGAACAACCCUGAUGAUGCUAGCUGUGGCGCUAAAGGCUAUCUCAAAGUUAGCCUUUUUGUCGUCGGGACUGGCGACGAGCCACCGGCAGAGAAGAAGGAACCAAAUGACGACCAGGAUGAUAUAGAGAGUAACCUGCUGCUCCCAGCCAACGUCACCCUGCGAUGGGCUACACUUUCACUGAAGGUUUUCAGAGCUGAGGACAUUCCCCAGAUGGAUGACUCAUUUGCCCAAUCAGUGAUGAAAACCUUUGGAGGUGAGGGAAACAAGAAGAACCUGGUGGACCCAUUUUUAGAAGCUCGCUUUGCUGGAAAAAAGUUGUGCACCCAGAUCAUAGAGAAGGAUGCAAAUCCUGAGUGGAACCAGGUCUUGAACCUCCAAGUCAAGUUUCCUUCCAUGUGUGAGCGAGUCAAGCUGACAGUGUUUGAUUGGGAUCGUUUGACCGGAAAUGAUGCAGUUGGCACUACAUAUUUGAACCUUGCCGAGAUUGCUUCCUCUGGAGGAGAGAUAGAAGAGGAACAUGCAGGGAAUGAGGAAAUGGAGUCCUUUGAAGUGAACACAGGGAAGUCUGAAGUUGGAUUUCUGCCCGCUUUCGGGCCCUCCUAUAUCAACUUAUAUGGCAGCCCAAGAGAGUUCAGCGGUCUACCGGACCCCUAUGACGACCUCAACUUAGGCAAGGGACAAGGGGUUGCCUACAGGGGCAGGAUUCUGGUCCAGCUCUCUACUAAACUUGAUGACAAAAUGGACACAGCAGUGGACAGCAUCUCAAAUGAUGACCUCUUGGUGGUGCAGAAGUACCUGAGGAGAAGGAAGUACUGUCUGUGCGCAGUAUUCCACAGUGCCACCAUGAUCCAGGAACCUGGAGAACCGAUCCAGUUUGAGGUCAGCAUUGGUAACUAUGGGAACAAGCUCGAUGCCACAUGUAAACCCCUGGCCUCAACAACCAAGUACAGCAAUGCUGUGUUUGACGGUAACCACUACUAUUACCUGCCGUGGUCAAAGACUAAGCCAGUGGCGGUGGUUACCUCAUUUUGGGAGGACAUCAGCCACCGCACGGACACUGUCAACAUCAUUCUCUACAUUUACCAUCGCUUGCAAUCAAACUUGGAGGAAUUUAAACUCGGCAUCUUAGCAAAGGUUUCUGACAACAAACUGACGGAGGUGUGGUUGAAGAUGCUUGUUGAUCUGAUUGACGACUUGGAAAACUGCACUACCCCACAACUUGUGGGCCGCUCCAAUCUAACAUCCCUGGACGUCCAGCUGAAGAAGCUGCGGGACAAUUCUUUGACAUCCAUGAAAGAUGGAGCCAAACGGAUGAGGGAGGAGGCCAGGGAGAUCAAGGAUACUCUGGCUGAGCUGGAGGCCUGGGCAGACAAACUGAAAAUGUUGGCUGAGGAGCCACAAAGCAGCAUACCAGAUGUCAUCAUCUGGAUGCUGCGAGGAGAGAAGAGGGUGGCGUACAGUCGCAUUCCCGCUCACCAAAUCCUCUACUCCAUGCAUAGCGAGCAGGCCUGUGGAAGGCACUGUGGAAGGAUGCAGACCAUCUAUUUUCAGUAUCCAAUGGACAAGAACAAAGGCUUAAAGGUGCCAGUUCAAGUCAGAGUCAACAUGUGGCUCGGCCUUGCUGCCCAUGAAAUGAAGUUCAACUCCUUCUCUGAAGGAACAUUCAGUGUAUAUGCCGAAAUGUAUGAGAACCAAGCCAGCGUUUUUGGAAACUGGGGGACCACUGGACUAGUUGGACGCCACAAAUUCUCAGACGUGACUGGCAAGAUUAAGUUGAAGCGAGAGUACUUCUUGCCACCCAGGGGAUGGGAGUGGGAGUCAGAGUGGUUCAUUGACCUAGAGAAAGAUCUGUUUACAGAGGCAGAUGCGGGACAUACAGAGUUUAUGGAUGAGGUAUUUCACAACGAGACUCGCUUUCCUGGGGGAGAGUGGAAGGCGGCCUCUGAGCCAUUCACUGAUGUGAAUGGGGAGAAAAGUGUUGAACCUGGAAACGUCACUUGUCCUCCGGGCUGGGCGUGGGAAGACAAGUGGUCAGUUGAUGACAACAGAGCUGUGGACGAUCAAGGUUGGGAGUACGGAGUGACCAUUCCACCUGAUGACAAGCCGCGGUCUUGGGCCCCUGCCGAGAAAUUGUACCAUAUUCACCGAAGGAGAAGACUGGUGCGACUUCGCAAGAGGACAGCAGCAUCCACGGGAGCUACUGCAGAGCAGGACCGAGGCGACCCACAAGGCUGGGAAUUUUCUUCACUGAUUGGCUGGAAGUUUCACAGAGAGGAACGUCCCACAGAUACAAUUCGCAGAAGGCGCUUGAAGCGGAAGAUGGCACCAGAAGAUCGCCUAGGAGCAGCUGCCAUCUUCGAACUUGAGGGUGCUUUGGCAGUUGACACGGCUGAUGAAGAUAAGGACUCGUCUGAUGCCACCAAAAUGUUUGGUGCAAACACUCCGACAGUGUCCUGCUACUUUGCGAAUUCAUACAUGUAUCAUUUGCGUGUUUACGUUUAUCAGGCAAGAAACAUUGCGUCCAUGGACAAAGACAGUUUCUCAGAUCCAUACACACACGUCUCCUUCCUGCACCUUAGUAAGACAACAGAGAAGCUACGGUCGACACUCAACCCAACCUGGGAUCAGACACUCAUCUUCAACGAUGUAGAGAUCUAUGGAGACCCCCUGACCGUGGAACAGCGCCCCCCUGACGUCGUGCUGGAGUUCUACGACCAUGACCAAGUGGGCAAGGAUGAGCUGCUGGGUCGUAGUGUUUGUUCUCCAAUGGUGAAACUGACUCCAGGAGUGGACCAGAACCCCAAAUUGCUGUGGCAUCCCAUCAUUCAGAAAGGAUUUAAGGCUGGGGAAGCACUGGUGGCUGCUGAACUGAUACUGAAAAACAAGUCAGGUGAGUCUGAUCUUCCUUUGGUUCCACCAAAAAGAGCAGAGAACCUCUACAUGGUCCCUCAGGGAAUCAGGCCUGUGGUGCAGCUCACUGCUGUGGAGAUUUUGGCUUGGGGUCUGAGGAACAUGAAGUCCUAUCAGUUGGCCGCAGUGUCCUCCCCCAGCCUGGUGGUGGAGUGCGGGGGCCAAAGGAUCGAGUCCGCAGUGAUCAAAAAUAUGAAAAAGAGCCCCAACUUUCCCAGCUCCGUUCUCUUCAUCAAAGUGCUCUUACCGAAAGAGGAGAUGUACACGCCUCCCAUCGUGCUGAAGGUCAUUGACCAUCGGCCGUUCGGCAGGAAGCCUGUUGUGGGUCAGUGCACGAUCACUUCUCUGGAACAGUUCCGCUGUGACCCGUACGUCAUAACUGCUGAGGGCGCUAUGUCAUCAAAAAUGGCCCUCAUGAUGGCAUCCACAGCCAAAGACGUCUCUAUCAACAUGGAGGAGACGCUCCCUCUGCUGGAGGCUCAGUACAUGUACAACAUAUCAGCCGCUGUGAACAAAAUGGCUUCUCCUCCAUCCCAUUUUGAGAAAGAGACUGUGGACUGGUGGAGUAAGUUUUAUGCUUCAUUGCAUGAGCAGGAUAAGUGUGGACCUUACUUAAAGAAAGGAUAUGACACGCUUAAAGUGUACAACUGUGAGUUGGAGGAUGUGCCCGAAUUCACGGGUCUGACUGACUUCUGCAAUACCUUCAGACUUGAGAGAGGAAAGAGUGAUGAUGGAGACGGCGAUCCCACUGUGGUGGGAGAAUUCAAGGGAUCGUUCAAGGUGUAUCCCCUGCCCGAUGACCCUGGUGUGACUCCUCCUCCCCGUCAGUUUAGGGAGCUGCCAGACAGCGGGCCACAAGAGUGUCUGGUCAGGAUUUAUGUGGUGCGAGCCCUGGACCUGCAGCCCAAAGACAACAAUGGCAAAUGUGACCCGUACAUCAAGAUAUCACUUGGAAAAAAAACUGUUGAAGACCGAGACAAUUACAUCCCCAACACAAUCAGCCCUGUGUUUGGAAGGCUGUUUGAGAUGUCCUGCUACCUGCCCCAGGACAAGGACCUAAAAAUCUCGGUGUACGACUACGACCUUCUGAGUCGUGACGAGAAGGUGGGGGAGACGGUGGUGGACCUGGAGAAUCGCUUCCUGUCCCGAUACAACUCCUACUGCGGACAUCCACAAACCUACUGCGUUUCUGGUAUCAACCAGUGGCGUGACCAGCUGAAACCAUCUGAGAUCUUGGAGAACUUGGCCCGAAUGAAGGGUCUUUCCAAACCCAGGACGGAAGACAACGGCACAUCUCUCUUCUUCAGUGGCAAACAGUACACACUGGCCCAGUUUGAGGGAAACAAGGAGGUUCAUCAGCACUUGGGUCCGGCCAGAGAGCGGCUGUGUCUGCAUGUGCUGCGUACUCAGGGCCUGGUACCAGAGCAUGUGGAGACCCGCACACUUUACAGCACUUACCAGCCCAAUCUCUCCCAGGGCAAACUUCAAAUGUGGGUGGACGUCUUCCCCAAAAGCCUCGGUGUCCCCGGCCCUCCCUUUGACAUCACACCACGCAAGCCCAAAAAACACUUCCUGCGUGUGGUCAUCUGGAACACCACUGACGUGACCCUGGAUGAGACCAGCAUCACUGGCGAGAACAUGAGCGACAUCUACGUGAAAGGCUGGAUGCCAGGCAUGGAGGAGGACAAGCAGAAGACAGAUGUUCACUAUCGCUCUCUGGAUGGAGAUGGAAACUUCAACUGGAGGUUUGUUUUUGACUUUGACUACCUGCCAGCGGAGCAGCUGUGUCUCGUCUCUAAAAAGGAACACUUCUGGAGUCUGGACAAAACCGAGUUCAGGAUCCCUCCCAAGCUGAUCGUCCAAAUAUGGGAUAAUGACAAGUUCUCCCUGGAUGACUAUCUGGGAACGCUGGAGCUGGACCUACGGAACUUGGUUCCUCCUGCAAAGACUCCAGAGAAGUGUUCACUGUCCAUGAUGGACAAUUUGGAGACUGGAGUUCCAUCUUCCAAGAACGAAUUUGACAAGUCUUUGUUUGCCCAGCAGUCGGUGAAAGGCUGGUGGCCCUGCUCCAUCGAACAGAAUGGAGAGAAGGUCCUCGGGGGUAAAGUGGAGAUGACUUUGGAGAUAGUCAGUGAGGCAGAAGUAGAUGAGCGACCUGCAGGGAAAGGCAGAGAUGAGCCCAACAUGAACCCAAAACUGGAUCCUCCUAAACGGCCAGAGACCUCCUUCUUCUGGUUCACCAACCCCUGCAAGACGAUGAAGUUCAUUGUGUGGCGUCGCUUCCGGUGUGUCUUCAUCUGCAUCAUCAUCCUCACCAUCGUCAUCCUCUUCCUCGCAAUUCUGUUGUAUUCUCUACCGAACUACAUCUCAAUGAAGAUCGUCAAGCCUCUGAAGUAACUUCAAAGCAGAACAAAAACAUUUCAAUGCCAGGAUUUCACAUCUACUGCCAACACAUUUGUCACAGUCACACCAUAAUAUGACAAAACACACACUAUGUAGCUUUUAGGAAAUCUGUUUUGGUGACAGUCUUCCUCUGAACUGCACUGGAUUUUGACACUGAUGAAUUCAAAAUAUAGAUUGCUUCCAUUCUUCGAUUGCUUCACCACACUUUACACACGCUAGAGAUCUGAUUGGAUUGUGUGGUGUUGACACACAGCCUUAUACCUGUUUGAAAAAGAAAAUGUGCUGAUGAUUGUGUAUGAAAAUAAACAAGUAUGACUUGUACAAGUAAUGACGACAGUGAUAC
Messenger RNA from Synchiropus splendidus (mandarinfish), 6671 nucleotides. Its product is annotated as myoferlin-like. Bases 134 to 6322 code for a protein of 2062 amino acids. The transcript is spliced from 54 exons. Lineage: Eukaryota; Metazoa; Chordata; Actinopteri; Syngnathiformes; Callionymidae. The record is from RefSeq and is a predicted model, not a curated record. Gene Ontology annotation, biological process: plasma membrane organization. Gene Ontology annotation, cellular component: membrane.